This is a messenger RNA of Zea mays, 1394 nucleotides long. RefSeq lists its product as uncharacterized. Lineage: Eukaryota; Viridiplantae; Streptophyta; Magnoliopsida; Poales; Poaceae. The record is from RefSeq and is marked validated. Gene Ontology annotation, biological process: protein lipoylation. Gene Ontology annotation, molecular function: lipoyl(octanoyl) transferase activity.
CGAUCCUCCGUGGGCCGACUUCCUAACCGCACGAACCUCCGAGACGGAGCGUGACGCCCGCCUCGGCGCCUCCGCCCUCCGUCGGCGGCGCACGGGGAGCAUAGAAGGUGUCGUACUCGUACCUCUCGCACACGCCCCCAUCGCCACGCGUGCAACGAAGCUGGCUCCGUCGCCAUGGCCCUGCUGCCGUUGCCCCCCUGUUCCCCGUGCCACCGCCGGGCCGCGCCUUUGCCGGCGCCCACGGUCGCCUCGGCGCGCCACCGCAGGGGGAGCCUGCGCCUCGCUGCAGCCGGUGCCUGCUCCGGACCUACCGCCGCGCGGAAGCCCCGUCCCACCGCCGCCGACAGGAGGAGGUGCGAAUGCUUUGACCUCCAUCGGCGGUUAGUUCCUUACGCGGAGGCUUACUGCUGGCAGAAGUCCAUUGUCGAGAGGAGGAAAAGGUUGAUAGACAGCGGCGAAGACCACUCCGACACCUUGAUUGCUUUGCAACAUCCACCGGUCUACACAUUGGGCACCGACAGCAAGGAGGAAUACCUCCAUUUUGACAAGGAAGAUGCUCCUUUCGAGGUUCAUCGUAUUAAUCGCGGCGGUGAAGUGACGUACCAUGGCCCUGGACAGCUUGUUAUGUACCCGAUUAUGAAUCUGCGGUACCACAAAGAGGAUCUUCACUGGUACUUCAGGUCACUCGAAGAAGUGAUCAUCCGCGCACUUAAAUCCGCCUUCUCUAUAACGGCAGCAAGAGUAGAAGGUCUCACUGGUGUUUGGGUUGGGGACCGUAAAGUUGCGGCGAUAGGGAUCCACGGUUCUCGGAUGAUAGUUUAUCACGGGCUCGCACUAAACAUAACAACUGACCUUGCUCCAUUCAGAAUGAUUGAUCCUUGCGGCAUAAAGGACCGCGGUGUGGGGAGCAUUAAGGAGAUACUACAAAGGGUGUCUGAUGCGGAAGAGAUCGAUGACGCGUCACUGAUGGAUAUAGUGUAUGAUUCCAUGAUCAAGGAGUUUGCGGAACUCUUCCAGCUCAGUCUAGACUUCAGCCCUGGUUGCAGUUUCCAGUGAGAACAACGCUUUUAGCAGACCGUAUGAUGCUGCCGUUGUAUUCUGGACGGAAUGUUAGCUCACGGCCUUUCGUGCUCGGUAUCUCCGUGUCUGCUGCACUCCACCAUGUAUACCACAUCCACCUUUCAGUCGCAGGAUAUCUCUGGAAUCUGUAGCAGUAGAGUCGGGUUCUUCGGUGUCCUCUCUUCAUGGGCUCUGGUGUUUAUAGAGCAUCACUGCUCUCUCUCUCUCUCUCUCUCUCUCUCUCUCUCUCUCUCUCUCUCUCUUGUAUGUAACAGUGUAUACUUACACAUUCUUCCAUCUGAGCAGAUAAUAAUAUCCCAGCCAGCGAUUUUAAA